Impatiens glandulifera is the source of this 2834-nucleotide messenger RNA. RefSeq names its product probable pectin methyltransferase QUA2. Gene Ontology annotation, molecular function: methyltransferase activity. Gene Ontology annotation, cellular component: cytoplasm. The record is from RefSeq and is a predicted model, not a curated record. The transcript is spliced from 9 exons. The coding region runs from base 710 to 2812 and encodes 700 amino acids. NCBI's taxonomy places the organism in Eukaryota, Viridiplantae, Streptophyta, Magnoliopsida, Ericales, Balsaminaceae.
ACAGAACAGCACAAAUGGAUAUUAGGGUUUGUCAUCCGGAGGCAUAUUUACUGAGUAAAGCCUCCCUCGUCUCAAUGUCUCAGCUUGUAUGAAUGAAGGUGUGAAAGAUCGAAAACUGCUCUCCUAUUCUAUGUAUUCGUAUUAUAUACAUGGGCCGAUGUCCGGCAAUUCCGGCGGGAGACUGUGUAUUUGUCUGAAUUGAUUUGAUUUGAUUUGGGAGGUGUUUUACUGUCUCUUUUUUACUCCAGAUCUACACGUUAUUGAGAGAAAGCUGAUCCCAAGUUAUAUAAUAUAUUAUUCAAAGUAUUCUAACAAGGGCAGGGAGUGUGGAUCACUGAAUUUCUUGAGCACUUCCUUUCUCCCUCUCUUUUCUUGGGUAUUUAUUUAGCGGUGAGGCAUUUGAGCACACGUAAUUAAGUGUUGCAGUGUUGUUGGGAUCGAGUUUUUACUCCAAAGACGGUGUUUUUUCAGUAUAGAGCUGGGAUCACGUCUGUCGACUGUGACCCAUCUUGUUAUAUUGCUUCCUGUAUAGAAAGCAAAUCCCUUGAUCGAGAGCUCUGUGUUUGGAUCGAUACUGAAACCUUCUCUUUUUGAAUAUUGGUCUCUACCCGGAGCUUAGAUAUGAGAAAUUUGAGGUGAAAGGGACAACUUUUUGUCUCAAUUUUCGUAUAUAUAUCAUCUUUCUCACGCUACAUCUCAGGUUGGGAAAAUGUCCAGGCCUCUUCUUCGUGGUUCAACUGGUGGGGAGCAUUUAUUUGGGAACAACCCUGACUUAUUGGAUGAUUCUCAGAUGAAAGACAAGAUGGAAAAGGGUGGUGUGGACAAAAACCAUCCCAUUUCUAACCAAACAUAUUUAUCUUUUAGAUUCCCAUUCCGGUUUCUUUUUCAAGACAGUCCAUCUACUAAAAGACAGAGUCUUGGUGAAAACGGUUUUGCAUCGGACCAUGUUAACGCCAUAAAUAUAAGAAACCGCCACAAGUUGGCUAUGCUCUUGGUUAAGUUAAGCUUAAUUAUGAUUGUAGUUAUUGCUCUUACCGGUUCAUUAUGGUGGACAAUCUCAAUAACUACCACAUCGCGAGGUUACUUAUUCCGUGGAUAUAGGAGACUUCAGGAACAACUUGUAUCUGACCUAUGGGAUAUUGGCGAGCUAUCAGACGGUAACCCUAGGUUAAAAGAGAUGGAAUUCUGUCCACAAGAGUCUGAAAAUCAUGUCCCAUGCUAUAACAUCUCAGAUAGCGUUGCUAUGGGAUUUUCUGAUGGACAAGAGCUUGACAGACAUUGUGGCCAAGGAUCGCUGAAGAACUGCUUGAUCCUUCCACCACUCAAUUAUAAGAUUCCUCUUAGAUGGCCUACUGGAAAAGAUGUUAUCUGGAUUGAAAAUGUCAAGAUUAAUGCACAGGAGGUAUUAUCAUCUGGGAGCUUGACGAAAAGAAUGAUGAUGUUGGAAGAAGAGCAGAUAUCUUUUCGUUCUACAUCCUUCACAUUUGAUGGUAUUGAAGACUAUUCUCAUCAAAUAGCAGAAAUGAUAGGACUGAGGAAUGAAUCAAAUUUCAUACAAGCUGGAGUUAGAACCAUCUUGGACAUAGGUUGUGGCUAUGGAAGCUUUGGUGCACAUCUAUUCUCAAAGCAAUUGUUAACAAUGUGUAUUGCAAACUAUGAAGCUUCAGGUAGUCAAGUCCAAUUAACUCUGGAAAGAGGUCUUCCUGCAAUGAUUGGUUCACUAAAUUCUACGCAGUUGCCUUUCCCAUCAAUUUCCUAUGAUAUGGUUCAUUGCGCGCGAUGCGGGGUCGAUUGGGAUAUAAAAGAGGGCAUUUUUCUGAUAGAGGUGGACCGAGUUUUAAGGCCUGGUGGAUAUUUCGUCCUGACAUCUCCACUAACCAAUAUUCAGGCAUCCAUUUUUUAUAAAGGAAAUGAAAAAGGAUGGAAGUUUGUUAGUGAUUUUUCAGAAAACCUCUGUUGGGAGUUGUUAUCACAACAAGAUGAAACUGUUGUCUGGAGAAAAAAGAGUGAAAGGAGUUGCGAUGCCAGAAAAUCUGGGUCUGCUACAUCCAUCUGCAGUAAAUCUCAAGAUGUUGAAUCGCCAUACUAUCGGCCACUACAAUCCUGUAUAGCUGGAACUCAGAGUCGUAGAUGGAUACCCAUUGAGGAAAGGCCAACCUGGCCUUCUAGGUCUAAAUUGAAUCCUUCUCAGCUUGCAAUCUAUGGUCUGCAUUCAGACGACUUUGCUGAGGAUUCAGAACAUUGGACUAAUGCUGUUCACAACUACUGGUCACUUCUAUCUCCUUUGAUAUUUUCGGAUCAUCCAAAGAGACCUGGUGAUGAAGAUCCAUCUCCACCUUAUAACAUGCUUAGGAAUGUGCUGGACAUGAAUGCACAUUAUGGUGGUUUCAAUUCUGCUUUACUUGAAGCUGGGAAAUCUAUAUGGGUUAUGAAUGUGGUUCCUACAAGUGGCCCUAGCAACCUCCCGUUAAUACUUGACCGGGGCUUUGUAGGAGUACUACAUGACUGGUGUGACCCAUUUCCAACCUACCCUCGAACAUAUGACAUGGUACAUGCACAGGGUCUUUUGACAGUUGAAACUAGUCAACAACAAAGAUGUUCCUCAUUGGAUAUCUUCAUGGAAAUGGACCGAUUACUCCGCCCAGAGGGAUGGGUAAUAAUGCGUGACACGACUGGUCUUAUUGAAUCAGCAAGAGCUCUGGCAACAAAGUUGAAAUGGGAUGCACGCGUUGUAGACAUAGAUAGCAACGGUGAGGAGAAACUACUAGUCUGCCAGAAACCAUUCUUUAGAAGACAAGUGAGCCAGAAAUGAUAUCUAUAUAUACUUUUAACUC